Perca flavescens (yellow perch) is the source of this 4363-nucleotide messenger RNA. RefSeq names its product mitogen-activated protein kinase kinase kinase 5. The transcript is spliced from 28 exons. Gene Ontology annotation, biological process: MAPK cascade; cellular response to stress; protein phosphorylation. Gene Ontology annotation, molecular function: ATP binding; MAP kinase kinase kinase activity. The coding region runs from base 138 to 4103 and encodes 1321 amino acids. The record is from RefSeq and is a predicted model, not a curated record. NCBI's taxonomy places the organism in Eukaryota, Metazoa, Chordata, Actinopteri, Perciformes, Percidae.
ACGGGCUGGGAGCGGGGGCGGCGACAGCGACACACCUGGGAAAUCACAAAAACAAGCAACCGCGUUGUUGCGUUUUUAAUGGAAGUUGUCUCCACGAAGGACAUGCAUUAGGUUUCAGCUGCGGAAUAAGGCAGAAAAUGUACACUUCGGAGCGCAGGCGAAUGAGCCUGCGCGAACACAAGAGGAAAGAUCCAGUUUGGGUGUCCGCUGGAAGUUUGUGGCAGGAGUCUUCGGCUAUGGAGCUGAGCGCCAGCGGCUCGGAUAAACAGGUCGUUUCUCCACGGAGUCGGACCAGACCUGUAUCCGUGGCAUACAUUGUUAACAAGGACGCAACGGUGCCGCAAACUGAGGAGAACUUAUCCCUGAAAUGUCUGAAGGAAGCCUGCGCGGACGCGCACGCCGGUUUCCAAACAAUUUCAUUCGAGAGAAUAUCCCAAGGCACCACGGACAUUCUGGAUAGUUUCUACAAUGCAGAUGUAGCAGUGGUCGAGAUGAGUGAGUCCUUCUGCCAGCCUUCCCUUUUCUAUCACCUUGGAGUGAGAGAAAGUUUCAGCUUGACCAAUAACAUAAUCCUUUACUGUUACAAGCAAGAUAAUGAUCUACAGGCCGUCAAGGAGCAGUGUGGAAGUUACACGUUCAUCCCUUACGUAGUGUCACCUCAAGGCAAAGUGUUUGCCUGUGAUGCAACAAUCAUGACUGCGAUCAAAGAGUUGAUGCAGCCUAGUUUUCAGCUGGAGCCUCUGCUGACCCCGCUGGUGGAGACACUGGUGCAUUUGCUGAACAAUGUACAAAUUCAGUCCAGUGAGUACUUCCGGGAGUCAGUCAGGCAUGAGAUUCGUAUGGCACGGGAGAGGUUCAGCGGCCGAGCCCUGAGUGAGGAGUUAAGCAAUAUCCAGAAACGCCUGGACAGCGUAGAGCUGCUCACACCUGAUAUAGUCAUGAGCUUGCUGUUGUCCUACAGGGACAUUCAGGACUACGAUGCCAUAAUCAAACUGGUGGAAACUCUGAGCAACCUGCCCAUGUGUCUGGUAGCAAAACAUCAGAAUAUCAAGUUUAACUACAUAUUUGCUCUAAACAGGAGGAAUCAGCCUGGAGAUCGCGCUAAGGCUUUGGAGGCAAUUCUGCCUAUUGUGGAGUCGGGGGACAAAGUGGCGUCCGAUGUCUAUUGCCUGUGUGGACGGAUCUACAAAGACAUGUUCAUGAGCUCUGGGUUCACCGAUCAGCGCAGCAGAGAACAGUCCUGCUAUUGGUAUGGAAAAGCUUUUGAGCAGGAGCCAACUCUUCACUCAGGCAUCAACAACGUGGUCCUCUUGAUGGCAGCUGGCCAUGAAUUUGACACUUCUAUUGAGCUGCGCAAGAUAGGUGUGACUAUUAGCACCCUGCUCGGUAGAAAGGGCAGUUUGGAGAAGAUGAAGGACUACUGGGAUGUUGGCUUUUACCUCGGAGCAAACAUCCUCGCGAACGAACAUAGGAAAGUCAUCAUGGCCUCUGAUAAACUCUACAAGCUAAAGGCCCCUAUUUGGUAUGUGGCAUCCAUUAUGGAGACGUACAUCCUGUACCGUCAAUUUGCCAAGCUACCUGAGGUGAAAUCUCCUACACAGGACACUGUGGACUUCUGGAUGGAACUGCUUUUGCAGACCUGUAGACCCACUGACUCCACAGGCCGCUGCCCAGUGCUCAUUGUGGAGCCCAUCAAAGUCCUCCAACCAGCUAUUGUGUGUGUGAGCGAGGAGGACGAAAGUCGCACUGUCCAGUUGGAACAUGUCACAACCUUAAAGAAAGGCUUAUACCAGUGGACUUUCCCAGCCUCUGCAAUUCGUGGAGUGAGUGCUUCAAAGAUUGAUGAGCGGAGCUGCUUCCUGUAUGUCCACUACAACUCAGAUGACUUCCAGCUCUGCUUCCCCUCUGAGCUCCACUGUAAAGGUUUCUGCGAGCUGGUAAACUCUCUGCUUCAGGAGGCUGAACACCCCUCUCAGGACCUGAACCAUGAAGCUGAGGGAGUACUAGAGUACAUCUGUGAGACCAAUGAGAAUGGCGACAAAGUGAUUUUGGGCAAAGGGACGUACGGUGUGGUGUACGCUGGGAGGGACCUGAGCAACCAAGUUCGCAUCGCCAUCAAGGAAAUCCCUGAGAGGGACAGCAUGUACUCCCAACCUCUCCAUGAGGAGAUAGCUCUGCACAAAAGGCUAAAACACAGAAAUAUUGUCCAGUACCUGGGCUCUGUCAGUCAGGAUGGUUUCAUCAAGAUCUUCAUGGAGGAAGUACCUGGAGGAAGUUUGUCAUCUCUCCUGCGCUCCAAAUGGGGUCCCCUGAAAGACAACGAAGCCACCAUCAUCUUCUACACCAAACAGAUCCUCGAGGGGCUCAAAUACCUUCAUGACAAUCAGAUAGUCCACAGAGACAUUAAGGGUGACAAUGUAUUGGUCAACACCUACAGUGGAGUGUUGAAGAUCUCUGACUUUGGAACCUCCAAACGAUUAGCAGGGAUCAACCCCUGCACUGAGACCUUCACUGGAACUCUUCAGUACAUGGCCCCAGAGAUUAUCGACAAAGGGCCCCGGGGUUAUGGGAAGCCGGCUGAUAUCUGGUCCCUCGGGUGCACUAUUAUAGAAAUGGCAACUGGCAAACCACCCUUCCAUGAGCUGGGAAGUCCUCAGGCAGCCAUGUUCAAGGUGGGCAUGUUUAAGAUCCACCCCAAGGUUCCAGAAUGCAUGUCUAACGAGGCAAAGGGCUUCAUCAUGAACUGUUUUGUGCCGGACCCCGAUGACCGAGCCACAGCCACAGAGCUGCUGAAGGCGAGCUUCCUCAGGUCGUCCCCCAAGAAGAAGGCCAGGGCUCCGCAGGAAUCGGAACCUAAAGACCCUUCUCCUGCUGACUACCAACGCAGCCUGUCUGUACCCAUCUCCAUCCUUGUGGAGGACACCGAUUUAUACCCGGUUUCAAUCGACCUGUCCUGUUCCUUUGACUUCAGGCAGCGAAAGUCCACCCUCAUAGCAGAUGAAAUCUCUGAGAGCCCACCCAGCACCAACAGCCUCCUGUCAAUACCAGAGGACUUUUCAUCAGACAUGAGCAGUCCAUCCUCAACAGAUGAGAACGUUGGUCUUUUUAUGCUGAGAAAGGACAGUGAAAGGAGAGCCACACUGCACCGAGUCCUUACUGACUACAUCAGCGACGUCGUCUCUAAUAUACAAGAAUCUGUGCCUCAGCAUGGCGAGGGAUCAUCCAUAACUGCAGACCACAUCACCAAGUUCAUUAGCUGCCUGCGAGACAACAUCCGCUCCCCAGACAGAAGGCAGCUGACGAGGAGCUUGACGGAACUUCGAACCUCACUGCUCACUGCCGCAGUUUCACUGAACAGCCUGCAGGCGGUGCUGUUUAGCUUCCAAGAUGCAGUAAAGAAGGUGUUGAGGCAACAGCAAGUGAAACCUCACUGGAUGUUUGCUCUGGACAAUCUGCUGAGACAGGCAGUACAGGAUGCCAUCACUGUGCUCCUACCAGCGCUGAAACUCCAGCUGCAGUCCUCAUUUGAGACUGAGGACAGCACCCCUGAUGAGCAGUGUGCUGACCCAGACACUCCUGUAGUUAUUGUCCCUGACCAGGUGUUUGCGCCAGCUGACACGGAGCAGACGACAUCCAUAUAUGAGACCCCGCCAACAGUAAGCCCCAAUUCCCCUACAGACCUCGUCUUCAACAGCAACUGUCCCCUCAGUGAGCAACUGAGAGACCUACGAGUAAAGACCAAAAGACUGCUGAGUCAGCUGAAUGAAAAGGAGAGAGAGUAUCAGGAGCUAUUGAUGAACUGUGUCCAGAGUAAACAGGAAGAGAUUGAUGCAUUGAGGAAAGCCGCGGUCACUAAAGAUAAUCCAGAUGUGAAGGCUUUGGUGUGCUGGCUCGAGUCUGUCCCUGUAGACCAAGACACUAUCCAUAAGUUGGUCGCUCAUGAGUUCACCUUGGACUGUCUCUUCUACAUGGCCUCCAGGGAUGACUUGAUGUACUGUGGAAUAAGAGGUGGCAUGCUGUGUCGAAUCUGGGCAGCCAUCACAGCUCGCAGGAAGACCCAGCUCAGCACGCACAAUGAGGACAGCGAGGACACUCUUCUUUAAUGGCUGCUGAUGUUGUACAUCAAAGGACAGAUUUAUUGACGGGCUGGUCCUGUGUAAAUCAGGAUACAUAUUUGGUUACCUUGUUGUACUUUGAAUGUAUUUUCUUUAAAAGAUACCAUUUCUUAUUCGUUAUAGUGCAUGUAAAGUAGAAUGCACAAAUUUUCCCUUUUUAGAAGUCAGAUCUUGCCAGCAUUUUUUUAAAGUGCUCAUAUUAUGCUCAUUUUCAGGUUCAUAAUUGUAUUUAGAGGUUAUAUCAGAAU